This is a messenger RNA of Dermacentor andersoni, 1952 nucleotides long. NCBI's taxonomy places the organism in Eukaryota, Metazoa, Arthropoda, Arachnida, Ixodida, Ixodidae. The record is from RefSeq and is a predicted model, not a curated record.
GUUAGUGUAUGUGUCAACGGAACUAGCCCAGUGCAUAUGCAUCCGCUGCUGCGGAAUCGGCGGUAGAUGUGUGGAAGAGCAGUCGCCGACGAUAAAGAAGCAGUUGUUCCUCGCCGCGUUGCGGAGGCCAUGGGUGCAAUAAGAGUUCGCCAUUCUACUCGAUAGUGCGUACAGGGCCCAUUUUAUCUCACGUUGACGCUUAUCUAGCCAAAGUUUCUGACACCACUGAGUAGCGAUAAGCUCGGUAAAAGAAGCCACCACGCUCUUGUGCGAGCCUAGGAUUCGUGCCCGAAGACGCCGCCAUGCCGGAUCACGGACGAGGACGGGUGCACAGUUUUCGCGACCACGUCGUCUCCGGCGUCAACUGGCGACCGACGCGGCUCGUCGACGAGGUCCCCAGUUCACGCGUGUGCGGCCUCUGCCGCAUGAUCCCCAAACGAAUGGUGCUGUUGCCGUGCUCGCACGCUCUGUGCCAAUCUUGCCACGCAGCCAGUCUCGAAGGGGGCGUUGGCCAGUGUCCGUUGGAUGGAGAGGCAUUCGAAGAAGGGGAGUGCGUCUGUUAUGAAUUCCCAGCGAGGAAGGCGAACACCGUGAAGGUGCACUGCUGGAACGAAGCGCACGGCUGCGAGUACACGGGCACCAUGGACUGCAUGCUGGAGCACUACGAGAACGAGUGCACAUUUCACACCGUGGACUGUUUGCGAUGCGGCGAGGGAGUCCAGCACAAAGACCUGCCAACGCACUACGCGGCCGGAUGCAGUGCGGAUGUUUCUACUGCAAUAACAGAGUCCUCGCAACCUACAGCAGUGACACUCGAAGACCUGAACGCUACCCUUGAAGACGUGAAGGCGAGGUUGGGAUGUCUCAACCACGACCACCUGCUGCCAGUGAUUCAGAGUCAGUUGAAUGAGCUUACAGAACAAGCCAGAAACCAGGAAGCCAGGUUGACUCGCGAGCUCGGAGCAUACGAGCAGAAUUUAAAGGCCGAGAUGGAACAACUCAGCGUCACGAUCUCAUCGACCGUGUCGCACCAGCGGACGUCUCAGCAAAAUCCCUUGGAACAAGACAGCACGUCGAGGUCGCUGUCGUUGCGCUCGGAACAAGAUGACAUACGUCGAAAGCGUGAACACUUAGCCCAUCUGGAACCCUCGCGGCAAACUUCCCCGGAGCCUGAUUCCAGCGCUGUCAUUGCUCAUUGUGAGCGUGUGUACGGUGACGUUCGGUAUUUGACCAGUGCGCUGCCGAUACCCGAGCCCAUUAAAGAAAUUGCGUCCGUGAUAUAUCUGCUGACACUAGGAAACUUUGAGGAAAUUAUUCAGUGGCAGGGAUGGAAUAAAAAGUUUGCUUACAUUACGGUGCGGCACAUGGAGGACACGUACUUUACCAUUGCCGUCUGGAGGUACGGCGAUUGUGCAGCUGACCUCGUUCUGAAGAUCCAGUUUAACGGGAUGCUGGAGGGCUCUAAGUGUUGGCCGCCUUUCUGGAAAGUGUACGCGGUGCAUCCAGUAACAUGCAAUCAACGUUCGUUGACGCCCGCUGCCGAGCGUUGUAACUGCAAUCGCGAUGACCGCUCACUGCUGCACUUCCACCUCGAAUUUCGUAUAUCCAUUGCCUCGCUGAAAAUUGAGGACUACCUCCGAGACGGAAAGAUGGCGUUCCAUAUCUUGCUCAACGAUACAAAGAGAUACGAUAGCAUCAGAGGAGCACCCUAACGUUCGUCAUCGCCGAAUGUGCACUGCACCGGAGAAUCCUCCUCGCCGCUUCACAAUAUGUGUCACAGGAGCUUAACGAAUUUUUCAUCUCCUUUCUAGUAAAUAAAGUGAGCUCUGCCACAUCUGUUUUUUGGAAACUUGCUAUCCCUAGUAACUGUCAACCUAUUCUUUCCUGACUGUACUGGCCGUUCGUUUUCUUUAUUUCUUGUGCUAAUACAGUUUUUGUUGCGAAACGUUGUG